Molecule: messenger RNA, 629 nt
Organism: Gloeophyllum trabeum ATCC 11539
Lineage: Eukaryota; Fungi; Basidiomycota; Agaricomycetes; Gloeophyllales; Gloeophyllaceae
Exons: 3
Coding region: 29-472 (147 amino acids)
Cellular component (GO): preribosome, large subunit precursor
Source: RefSeq, a predicted model, not a curated record
CCACCACAACAUCUGUAACCCGCCCACAAUGGCCAAAUCCCUGCGCUCAAAAACCAAGCGCGCCUUCCGCUCCAAAAAGCGCGAAGCAGGCGUCUAUGCCGCGACCGAGGCCGCUCGUCUCAACCGGCUCAACCAGAAGCUGGUCGCGUUGAAGGCGGCGGACCCGGAGGACUUCAAGGAGAUACCGGUGGAGGGCGAGGCGGACAAGGAAGAAGGGUGGACCGACGAGAUGGAGCCAGACAGCCGAGCUGUCUCGAAUACCAACACAUCAACAGACGCCAUGGACCUAGAUCCCAAACCCUCAUCAUCAUCCCAGCCGCAGAAGAUCUCCACCCACGGACCCCGUAAUUCUCGAAGAGAGCAAUGGCGAGUAUCGAAAGGUAUGCCCGCGCGGCCCCAGCAGAAGGGCAUGAACCGCCAGGGAGGCAUCGCAGCGCGGCGGAAAGCCGGGCGCUCGCACCGGAGACGGUAAAGAAAGCAGGGACGGACUUUGAGUCAUUUGCUAUGGGCGUGUGCGCACAGGAAAAGUACUUGUUAUACGAUCGUAUGCGUGGUAUAUCUGUAAUUUAUUGCCAGACGGUUACUGUUUAGUUCUAUGGAUAUCAACGAGCGAGCGAGGGAUACAUGGC